Chanos chanos (milkfish) is the source of this 777-nucleotide messenger RNA. RefSeq names its product RAB34, member RAS oncogene family b (gene rab34b). Gene Ontology annotation, molecular function: GTPase activity; GTP binding. The coding region runs from base 1 to 777 and encodes 258 amino acids. The record is from RefSeq and is a predicted model, not a curated record. Lineage: Eukaryota; Metazoa; Chordata; Actinopteri; Gonorynchiformes; Chanidae. The transcript is spliced from 10 exons.
AUGAGCGCACUGCCACCUGUGCGAAGAGACAGAGUGAUCUGUGAACUUCCCCUGUACUUCACAAAAAAUGCUGCCCUGCACACCAAAGAUGGAUUCCACCCUACAGUGACAGCAGCUUGUCAGGAGCAGAGGGCUGGUCCAGUUGAGUUUAAUGUUGCAAAGGUGAUAGUUGUUGGUGAUGUGGCAGUUGGGAAAACCUGUUUAAUUAAUAGGUUCUGCAGAGAUGCCUUUGAUAAAAACUAUAAGGCCACCAUCGGUGUGGACUUUGAGAUGGAGAGAUUUGAAGUCUUAGGAGUGCCAUUCAGUUUGCAGCUGUGGGACACCGCAGGUCAGGAGAGGUUUAAAUGCGUUGCCUCCACUUACUACAGAGGAGCUCAAGCCAUCAUAAUUGUGUUUGACUUGAGUGACUAUGACUCUCUAGAUCAUGCAAGACAGUGGCUUGAGGACGCCAUGACAGACAAUGAUCCCUCAAGUGUGUUGCUCUUCCUUGUGGGGACCAAGAAAGACCUGAGUUAUCCAGCCCAGCUGGCCCAGAUGGAGGAGGAGGCCAUAAAGUUAUCUGAGGAAAUCAAAGCGGAGUACUGGGCUGUCUCUGCUCUGUCAGGGGAGGGCAUCAGAGAGUUUUUCCUCCGGGUUGCUUCGUUGACCUUUGAGGCAACUGUGUUAGCAGAGCUGGAAAAGAGUAACUCUCGGCGUGUUGGUGACAUCGUCAGGAUCUCUAGUACCCCCAACAACAAACUGGCAGCAUCUAAGAAGAGAAAUUCUAACUGCUGCUAA